UUUAGGAAUCACCAAAAAUUUCAUUAUGCUAGACAAAAUGGAAUCAGCCAUGAAGGGAGAUCACCAACACAAGAUGAACAAGUAUGCUUGUGGUUGUGCUAUUGUUGCUUCCAUGAUCUCCAUCAUUUUUGGCUAUGAUACUGGAGUUAUGAGUGGAGCUAUGAUCUUCAUAAAAGAAGAUCUAAAAAUAAACGAUACCCAAGUUGAAGUUCUUGCAGGAAUUCUCAACUUGUGUGCAUUUGUGGGUUCUCUCUUAGCUGGUAGAACUUCAGAUUGGAUCGGUCGGCGUUAUACGAUUGUUGUUGCUUCUUUCAUCUUCUUGGUUGGUGCGGUUCUAAUGGGAUACGCACCCACCUAUGCAAUUCUAAUGACAGGAAGGUGCAUUGCGGGUAUUGGUGUUGGUUUUGCACUUUUACUUGCACCAGUUUAUUCAGCUGAGAUAUCUUCGCCAUCUUAUCGAGGACUUUUAAUGUCUUUGCCCGAACUUUGUAUCAGUCUUGGUAUAUUGUUAGGUUACAUUUCAAAUUAUUUCUUUUCGCAUUUGUCUCUAACGCUUGGAUGGAGAAUGAUGCUUGGAGUCGCCGGAAUUCCUUCACUGGCCUUAAUGGCCGGUAUUCUUAAAAUGCCUGAAUCACCAAGAUGGUUGGUGAUGCAAGGCAGAGUUGGUGAAGCUAAGAAAGUUUUAUUACUAGUAUCUAACACAAAAGAAGAAGCUGAAUACAGGCUUCAAGACAUAAAAAUGGCCGCUGGUAUUGAUGCAUCUUGCACAGACGACGUCGUAAAGAUUCCCGAUGACAAGAAAGGAGGAAAAGGUGUUUGGAAAGAAAUCCUAAAACCUUCACCUCCUGUUCGUUGGAUCUUACUAGCUUGCAUCGGGAUACACUUCUUCGAACAUGCAACAGGGAUUGAAGCAGUUGUUCUUUACAGUCCAAGAAUUUUCAAGAAAGCAGGAGUUAUUGACAAGCACAAGCUCUUGCUUGCCACUAUUGGAGUUGGCCUUACUAAAACAACCUGUAUCCUGGUGGCAACAUUCAUGCUAGACAAAGCCGGACGAAGGCGCCUGUUGUUAACGAGCGUAGGCGGUAUGAUCGUUGCCCUGGCAACACUUGGAUUUAGUUUAACAAUAGCAGAACACUCAAAAGAACAGAUCUUAUGGGCGUUAUGCUUGAGUAUCGUAGCUACAUACACAUUUGUAGCUUUCUUCUCAAUUGGACUUGGACCAAUAACAUGGGUUUAUAGUUCUGAAAUCUUUCCCCUGAGACUCAGAGCACAGGGAGCUAGUUUGGGCGUCGCGGUAAACAGACUCACGAAUGCUGGUAUAUCGAUGAGUUUUCUUUCUCUUUCUAAUGCUAUCACAAUUGGGGGAAGCUUUUUCCUGUUUUCAGCUGUUGCAAUAGUUGCUUGGUGCUUUUUCUUUUUCUUGUGCCCUGAAACCAAAGGCAAGUCUUUAGAAGAUAUAGAGGAGCUUUUCACUAGGAAGUCGUCGUCAGCGGAUAUUGAGCUGAAAACUAAAGCUGAAUUAUCAAGUAGUUAAAUUAGAUCUUCUUCUUUUUUCGUUUUCUUCUUCUUGUAAAUUGACUAGUACAACACGAUAGUCUGAAAAUCAAUGAAAUGAAAUGAAACUUUCUA
This is a messenger RNA of Papaver somniferum (opium poppy), 1629 nucleotides long. RefSeq names its product probable polyol transporter 6. The record is from RefSeq and is a predicted model, not a curated record. Gene Ontology annotation, cellular component: membrane. Lineage: Eukaryota; Viridiplantae; Streptophyta; Magnoliopsida; Ranunculales; Papaveraceae. The coding region runs from base 26 to 1534 and encodes 502 amino acids. Gene Ontology annotation, biological process: transmembrane transport. Gene Ontology annotation, molecular function: carbohydrate:proton symporter activity; myo-inositol:proton symporter activity. The transcript has 2 exons.